GUACCCUGCUGUGGGAGCUUUGGUCAGGAACUGCCCAGGAGCGAACGUCUGAAGGAAUCUCCAAACUUUUGCACUUAUGUCUACAUGGUUUUCCCUUUAGUUUUGCCACGUUUAUAGUUCGACCAGCGUGAAAAUAGCGACUCGGUUCAGUCGGCGAUGAUGUGGAUGUUACCGGGGGCCUGGAGAAAGGAAACAUGAGAGGGGGAAAAGUUGUGGAAUGAUGCCUGAGCGACUGCAUCCCUCCCUCCAAACUUCAGCUAAGGUGGCUAAAGCUAUCACAUUGGAGGCUAUCACAAGUUGGAGGACCUCUACAUAUCUACAUCCACUGCGACGCGGAGUUUUUGGCAUCACCCAAAGCCAGGGGGUCUGUAUCUCGGAUGAAGAGCCCUACAAUGAAGGUGACGGUGACUUUUGGGCAGACUGGUGUGGUUGUACCCUGCAAGGAGGGAUGGACAGUGAGGGACCUCAUCCAACAAGCCACACAGAGAUACAGGAAACUGUUGGAACAGGAAGGGGAAUUCCUUGUACGGACACACCAUGUUGAAUACUGUGAUGGGGGGAUUCUGGACCCUGAUGACAUACUGAGUGAUCUGGUAGAGGACAAGGACAAGCUGAUGGCUGUGUACGAGGCACAGGAAGCCCAGGAGAGGGAUGCGGCAAACACAAGCCACGUCCCCAGCCCUGACCGCUACCAGUCUGAGCUUUCUGUCUUCCAGCCAGUCACAGGAGGGGAGAUUGAAGUCACUUCAUCAGCUCUCAAAUCAAACAACCCCCUGCUGGUGAGAAGCAGCAGUGACUCAGCACUUGGACCUCCGUCAGCAAACCUGGAUCCGUCCUGCCGUGAAGAUACCUUUGUGAUUGCACCAAGUCCUACUGCUGAGCGGCCUGACGUUAAACAUACCUUCAACGACAGCCUGACCAGAACAGUGGAGAUCCUUGGGGGGGACUGUCCUUUGGGCAUCCAUGUGGUUCCUUACUGCUCAUCUCUCAGUGGACGGUCUCUUGGUUUGUACAUCCGUGGGGUGGAGGAGGAAAGCCGUUCAAGUAAGGAGGGUUUGUUUCGGGAAGAUGAGUGCAUCGUGAAGAUCAACAGCAACGACCUCAUGGACAAGACCUUUAGCCAAGCUCAAGAAAUCUUCAGGCAGGCGAUGCACUCCCCAGUUGUUUCUGUGGAAGUACUUCCUCCAUCCAACAGAGAAAACUUUGAGAAGAGCCUCAUAGGUCAGCUGUUGAGCAACAGUGCCGGUCCUGACAGCAGUCCCCGAAUUCCCCAGACCAAAGAACCUCCUCCGCCUGUCAAAGCCAAACCUGUGUUCAAGAAUCCUGAGAGGCCUGCCGUGAGAGUGGCUGAAGAUGCCCCCACUUUGGAAACUACUUCUCAAGGGAGAAGUGAAACCUCACUUUCUGAAAAAAGUCCCACCUUGUCCAGCCUGAUGGCCAGUAAGACAGGAGGACGCAGAAUGAGAAUUGACCUUAAAAAAGGUUCGGAGGGUCUUGGCUUUACAGUGGUAACAAGAGAUUCUUCAAUCCAUGGUCCUGGGCCAAUUCUCGUCAAAAACAUUCUCCCACGUGGGGCCGCUGUUAAAGAUGGACGUUUGAGAUCGGGAGACCGCAUAUUAGAGGUAAACGGCGUGGAUAUAACAGGUGUCGGCCAGGAGGAGUUGGUGUGUAUGCUGCGUGGCACACGGCACGGAGAGAGUGUGUGUCUUGUGGUUCUCCGCCAAGAAGAUAUAUUUAUGCCCCGUGAGAUGAAAGACGAUAGGUCCCGUGACCGGGGCUUCAUUUUGGAAAAUGGAAAAGAACAGCUCAUGUUCGAGGUGCCCCUCAAUGACACUGGCUCAGCGGGGCUGGGUGUCAGCCUCAAAGGAAACAAGUCAAGGGAAACCGGGGAAGACCUGGGAAUUUUCAUCAAAUCCAUUAUUCACGGAGGAGCGGCUUACAAGGAUGGACGUCUGCGCGUCAAUGACCAGUUGGUCGCCGUGAACGGGGAACCUCUGCUUGGACACUCUAAUCAUGUUGCCAUGGAGACACUCCGCCGUUCGAUGUCACAUGAGGGAAAUGUCAGAGGGACCAUCCAACUUGUGGUGAUGAGAGUUUGUGAGGCACCACAUGGAAUCUCCCCAAGUUGCACAUUGGAUAACUCCGCUAUCCUGGCUGACCUUAUGAAUCCUACAGGAAUGGUUUGUCAGACCACCGACCACACCCCCUCUCCGAUGGCGAACAGCACACUCCAUGCACUUGAGGGAACAUCUUCUCACAUGGAUGAUGAGGCAGAACAGAGUGGACAUGACACAGAAUCAAGAAGCUCUGCAAAUUUCUCCUACCUACAGGACAGGGAAAGCCCAGCACAUCAGUUUCCAUCCCAGUAUGACAACCAGCAGCUGUUCCAGCAUGUAAAAGCCUCCAAGAGUAUGGACUUGGGCACGACUCCGAACCAGAUGCACACUGUUGCAGAUGAGCGCACUGGAGGAUCUAUGGUUGGAAACACAUCAGCUCCAUCGAUCGCCAUUGGACCCGGCCCUACUCUCGGCUUGAAAAAGUCCUGUUCGUUGGAGAGUCUGCAAACGGCCAUGUCGGACAGAAAAAAUGAACACCUACCUUUCCACCGUCCUCGUCCCAAUAUCGUCAGAGGAAGAGGUUGCAAUGAGAGCUUCAGGGCAGCUAUUGAUAAAUCCUAUGAUGGGCCACCUGAAGACGAUGAUGAUGCAUCAGAGCAAAGUUCAGGACGGGAAACGCCAGCAAGCAGCUCCUCGCGCCAAGGAGCUGUGGAUCCGGUGGAGGAAAAACCAAAAGCAGACAAGAAAAAGAAAGUGAAAAUAAAGAAGAAGGAUAAGAACAAAGGCAAGGCAAAAGAAAAGGAAAAAGAGAAGAAAAAAUCAGAGGAGUCAGAGGAGACAGAAAAGAAGUCUAAGAAAAUAGGCUUCGGCCUGCUGAGAUUUGGAAAGAAAAAAGAGGACAGGAAGGAGGCCAAGGCAGAUUUGCAGAAGUCUGACAUCCUGAGUCAUGUGGAAUUGGAACGGAUGAAAGAAGAGCGAGAGAGAAACGAAGCUGCCCAUCCCGAGCUGUGUGAGCAAGACUACCAAGGCCAGCAAGUUGAAGGUGGCAGAUCUACAUAUCCAGAUGUUGAAGAUGAUGACGCAGACCCCAAUUAUGCCCGAAUACAGUCUUUUAAGGAUCGUGAUAUGGUUUCACCACCACAGCUUCAGUCCUUUUCACAUAGUAUAGCUCAGCAUGGCCAUGUCAGGACCCCUUCUCCCCAAAUCGCACCAAGCUUUCAAGGGCCGACCAAUCGUGGUAAUGACCCCGGAGUCAUACCUGAUGAAGACCACUUUGACGGACUUUAUGCAAAGGUCAACAAACCAAAAGGAGCUGGGACUGCAUCAGCGACUGUGUCUACAACUUCUAAUGAUAGCAAUAUGGACAGAAUCCAGCAGCUAAGAAAGGAAUAUCAACAGGCCAAGAGAGAGGGAAUAGUGCCCCCAUAUGAGGAACUGGACCCGCGUCAUAGAAGGCAUGACAAGGACAGGAUUCCAGGCAGAGGGAAAGAUCAGCGAAUGGUGCCACAACAUGAAGAAGCAGAGCGUCAGUAUGCCUCCCUACCAAGACGAGGUCCAUUGGAUCCAGCUGAGUACACCAUGCAUCCCUGGUCAGGUCAUUACAUUGGCGCUCCCCAGGCUCCACAAGGUUACCACAAGGCCCCGUCCUACCCUCACCCCAACUCUCAGCCCCCUCCAUCAUUCUCCAGCUUCCCCCCCAGCCAGCCAUAUUCACGGCCAGCGGACCCUCGGGGAGUUGACUCGGGGAGUUUUUACCCCCACCCAAGCUCCCAGCAGAGAGGACCCUUGCGACAGGAUGUGCCCCCGUCACCUACCCCUCCACAUCGGGGACUACGGUACGACACGAUAACCCGCGGCACUGCUGGGGUAGGAGGUUACAGGCACCUUGUGGACCCCGGCCCUGACCAGUAUGUAUACAGUGGCGAGACUGGCAGACGGCAACAUCAACACCAAGCCGACCCAAGACAGAAGAAUGCCAUGACUGCAGCCGUCUAGAUUGACAUCAGUUACAAGUAGUACUUUUGUAUACAAUACUACAUCCACUGCUCCGAAGAGAAAGAGAAGUCGACAUUGACCGUCAUAGCGGUGGAAUUCAAAUCACAGCCAUUAUCAAACACAGCCCGCUGUUUGAAGUAAGGUAACAAAGGUUAAUUGUAGACUGUGAUGCACAAUAUCAUGUCGUUUGAAGGCAUUUCAUUGCCUCCCUUGUCGUUAAUGAACCACAUGUUUAACCACCACUUUCCAGACACAAUGGAAAUAUCAGUCAGUCUGCUGGUUAGAACUCCUGCUCGGUUACAAAGGUACAGUCUUCAUGGGGCAGAAACCCAGUCCUCUUUUUGAGGGAAUACUAAACACACACUCAUACUUUCAUUUUUAAAGACAUCAGCUACUAUUUUGAAAAAUAUCAUCGAAAUGUAUUUCUUUAUAUAACUUCUUAAAAAACAUUUCACAAGUUUUUACCACUUUUUUACAUUAGAGGAUGAAUUAAUGAGCUAAUUUUGAUUGAGUAUACUUGAAUAAUCUACAUGACAGUAUGAUAACUUCAGUUCUAUUUUAGCCUUUCCACUUAAUCCAUGAUGUUAAACCUGUGUUGGUCAUCACUGACUGAUUGUCUAAAUGUAUUAUUGACAGAAACAGAGCAAUGUAAAAACAGGCCAAAACCACUUGGAAAAGCUUUCAACAUCCAACAUGAGUUUAAGCAAUCAAAUUGUUGACCAAUUCAAUGAACAUUUUAUUCAUUUUAUUCUCUACUGUAGUAGAGUGCUUUCCACUCAAUAUCAUCUUUUAAACAUUUACCUUAACGUGUAAUAAUAGUGUCUAACUAAACAAGACAGAGAGAAAAAGAAUGUGUGUCAAUGGAAAACGUUCUUUGUCAUAUUAAUCAGGAUCCUACUUGAACAUCUCUUUGGCCCGGUUAUGUGUUCAAGUGCACACAUGGGCGGAAACAGGAACUGCGCUGGAAAGUCCACUUAUUGCACCAUUUAACCACUUACUGAACCAUCACUUCAGUGUACCGAAGCCACGUCCACACCAACACUGGUAUUUUCAAAAACGCACAUUUGCCCCUCUCUGAUUCAAAAAAAAAAUCUGCUGCAACCCAGCGGCGAUGUAAAACUGCUUCUGUCCACAUCCACUUUCUAUACCGUUUACCCUCACGAGGGUCGCGGGCAUGCUGGAGCCUAUCCCAGCUGUCUUUGGGCGAGAGGUGGGGUACACCCUGGACUGGUGGCCAGCCAAUCACAGGGCACAUAUAGACAAACAACCAUUCCCACCCACAUUCAUACCUAUGGACAAUUUGGAGUGGCCAAUUAACCUAGCAUGUUUUUGGAAUGGGGGAGGAAACCGGAGUACCCGGAGAAAACCCACGCAUGCUCGGGGAGAACAUGCAAACUCCACACAGAGAUGUCAGAGCAGGGAAUCGAACCCAGGUCUCUGAUCUGCCGUGCUAACCACUUGACGGCGAAAUGAAGCUUUUUCCAAAGGCUCUGUUUUAAGGACAAAACCUACAUUUGUGUAUGGACGGAAAGCCAAAAUAGAAAAAUAUGCUUUUUUUAAAUCCAUAUUUGUGUGGACAUAGCCUACAAGUUCUAACCUGUUUCUGAUUUUAGUUGUAUUCAUUUCAUGGGGAUUGAAUACAUUUCAUAAAAUGAAAUGCACACCUUGGGACGUUGUCUCAAAGCAGCUGCAUCGUCUGAUGUAAAAUAAUCCAAAUAAGAUGGUACAGCUGAUGGAUACGGCGACAAAUAUAAUAAUAAUAGUUUGAGUGCAGUGAGGAUGAAAAAGGGAAUCGGGAAGAACGGAUGUGCAAAGAAAGCUCGAAGUGAGAAGAUGCAGUCCACGAAUAAUGAAUGUCACUCGGAGGUUUGGUCCAGAGUUGAGCGUAAAACACGGAGGUGCACCUCUGCAGUGGGAGGAAUACACUUUUAGUGCCAAGGUGAAUAACAUCACUACCACUGGAAAAUGUGUUGCAGUAUGACUGUGAAAGUGGAGUGUGUGAGAGAGGAAAUGAUCUGAUGUGUUAAAAAGAGAAUGUGGAGAGGAUAGAAGAGGAGCUCACUUAACCGAGAUGUGAACGUUACAAAGAGUCGCAUUACUUUUCAUAUAUGGAACUGAAUUUAUUUUUUACACAUUUAUUUUUAUGAAAGUUUAUGGUUAUUUGGCGCUUCAGCGUUUUUAACAGACGUCGCCGUGCUGCUGUAACUACAUGUCGUUUGUACCGUUCUCCGAAAAUCAAAGCAUAUUUUUACACACUGACUAAUAGUUGAGGGGACACGUGAUUCCUUUUAUAGACCCAAGUUCAUAAGGAGUCACUCACAGAAGUGAAUCGGAUGCUCAAUUCACCCAAGUCACUCGUCCCGAAGCACAUGUACAGAAACACGCUUGUGUGCAAGGAAUUGAACCCAUGAGUCAGUGACCCGAGUCUUUGACGAGCACAAGUGUCAGUGAAACACCAGUCUUCAUCAAGCCACUAGUCGAUGAAACUCGAGUUUGCCGUGGGCACCUGUGAGUCACUAAAACUUGAGUCUGUGUUGAGCACCUGUGAGUCAAUGAAACCCGAGUGUUCGUCAAGCAUCUAUGAGGCAGUGAAACUCAAGCCUGUCAAGUACCCGUGAGUCAGUGAAACUCUGGUCUUUUUCAAAUACCCGUGAGUCAGUGAAAACUGGUCUGUCAAGUACACGUGAGUCAGUGAAACUCUGGUCUUUUUCAAAUACCCGUGAGUCAGUGAAACUCCGGUAUUUUUCAAGUACCCGUGAGUCAGUGAAACACAAGUCUUAGUCAAAGCGUGAGGCAGUGAAACUCGAGGCUUGGUCGAGCACACGUGCGUUCAUGAAACUCCAGUCCAAUCUCAAGUUUGCAUGAAUCCAUGAGUCAAUGAAACACAGGAUUUUGUCAACAUGGAGGUCAGUGAAACUCUAGUCUCAACGAUCACCUGUGAAUCGCUGAAAUUCACGUCUUUGCCAAGUACCCGUGAGUUAGUGAGUCUCGAGUCUUCCCACUUAGAGUAACAGUUGUCCAAUUAUUCACCUGUUAACUUUUUUUAAUUUAGCUAGCAGUAGCAUGGGUGAGUAAGUUUACAGAUAUGAGUACCCUGGAGUCCCGAUUUAGUAAAACACCAGCGAGUAUUUAACCACUUAAUCCUGACUUGCACAUCUCUAAGCUUUUCCAAAAAGAUUGCAUUACAGUGUAAGUACGAGUGUAUUACAGCAUGGCUACGUUUGUUACGGUGGUGUAAGCGGGGUCUUUGGUUUGCUUGAUAUAAGCUGACGGUACAUACCAGUGGCUUCCAUUGGAAGACUUCUGGUGUUCAACUUAUGAAGGAACAAAUGAAUAUUGUCUCUUUUGUACAAGUUCAACAUUUUUAUAUUAUACUAUAUUGUAUUCCAAAUCAAUUAUCAUAGCCACAAUUUUUAUUUGUGUUCAGCAUUUUAUAUCCAUGUACAUAUAUACGUAACAUGUUUUGCUAUUAAAAACC
Doryrhamphus excisus (bluestripe pipefish) is the source of this 7530-nucleotide messenger RNA. The record is from RefSeq and is a predicted model, not a curated record. Lineage: Eukaryota; Metazoa; Chordata; Actinopteri; Syngnathiformes; Syngnathidae.